Molecule: messenger RNA, 1725 nt
Organism: Laccaria bicolor S238N-H82
Lineage: Eukaryota; Fungi; Basidiomycota; Agaricomycetes; Agaricales; Hydnangiaceae
Exons: 5
Coding region: 1-1725 (574 amino acids)
Molecular function (GO): protein binding
Source: RefSeq, a predicted model, not a curated record
AUGAUUCCCCCAAUACCCUUUUCUGUGGCAAAGUGGCAAAUCGGCGCCGAUUAUAAGGGCGUCACUUUCCCCAUGGAACUCGUCGAGGAAAUUAUUCAGUACGUGGCAGAAGACCACGAACUGCUCAAGUCUUGCAGCCUUGCCUGCCACACAUGGCUGAACGUUUGCCGUCCUCAUCUCUUUCGACGAGUUUACUUGGACCAUAUCAACAUGGACGAGUUCGCCUCACUAUCUCUUCCUAUUAAUUCCACCAUCCCAAUUUUCGCAAGAAAUCUGGAGUUGGUUUCUUGCCAGGGCGGGGACCGCCGCUGGUUGCGUAGACUGGUGCCCUUCCUUACCGUCAUGACACACAUCUCAUAUCUUCGCUUGGAAAAUGUCGACUGGAUGGGGCUCCAUGACCAGUCCAAGCGAAACCUCAUUUCUACCUUCACCGCCACCCUCACACACCUUACUCUCUCAAAUAUUUCCUUCGCCACUAAGUACAACUUUCUAGCUCCUGAUGAACAGCGAGUGUGUGCUUUGACCAUUAGCGACAAGCAGCCCUUGUUAGAUGACGACGACCCAUCAUCCUCUAUGAUGAUCGAUGCGCCUUCCACUUUUGCCUCCACCACUUCAACAAAGGACACGCCUUCCCACCAGUCAGCUCCCCCCAUGAAGCCUUCUACAUCCAUGGCGUCGACAAAGGGCAAUGGCAAGAGGAAGCGGACGCGUGAACAAGGCGGCAGCCGGACAUUAAAGAAGCAAAAGAAGCACCAGCGGAAGAAGGGGAAGCACCAUGCUAAUACUGAGGAGUCCGAUGCCGAGGAGUCUAACACGGAGGAGGAGGAGGAGGAGGGGGGGGGGCAGAACACCAGCGAGGAUGACAGUGACAGUGAUGAGGAUGUUCCUCUGCGACUGACAACAUGUACGACCGCAAGGCAGCUAGCAAAGAAUGUCGUAACCAACCGCUCCACGCUCAUCUGCGAUCAAUCCUUGAUUGAAGGGCCUCGACCUUUGGAGUUUCCCAUCGUUCCGUCCUCAGCUGGUGAAAUUGUCGAUCCUGCACCACAAUCCAAAAACUCGGCCCUGCCUGACAAAGAGGGAGAAAGUCUCCUCACUCAACGUUGCAGACGAGUAGCGCUGCACUGGAACUCUCCUCUCAUGAAGACCAACCUGGCGGCGAAGCAUUUGUCUUCGCCUGUUUCCCCUCAACCUAACGACGUCGCUCCCUCCCCAAAUCCUACUCCUUCAACAUCUACUCAGCCCCUGCAUGCAAAUACUGCACCUCAAAGCCUACCAAACCCUGCUUGGCCAACAUGGUUCACGAACGCAGACGAAAUGUUAAAGAACAAGAACCUCAGCCCUAUCUUCUCACCCCUCCUUCCUCUCUACGUUGAGCUUGAGUCACGUACAAAUUUUGAGGUUGGGGGGCACACAACUGGUUUCCGGAAGGGUGAUAGACCAGAUGAGGUUUCUUGGUGGAUCGGCCACGGGCGCGAAUGUGAGCCGACAAUCAAGAAUGUAGAUGUUUUCGAUAAGUGUUGGUGGUCCUGGUGGAAGAAUUUGCAGCCACCAUCUCGAAAGGUUGCCGCCAUCGAAGGUCUUCUCGGAGGCGAACAUUGUCUGGUAGAGGUGCAAGAUGAUUGGGACGUGCUUCGCAAGCAUGGGCAGAACAGAUUUCUGACCGUGCUGUCAACUCUCGCAUGGUGGGACUCUCACGUGGUGGGGCAGCUCAAUCAACGGUAA